This is a messenger RNA of Capsicum annuum, 924 nucleotides long. RefSeq names its product 60S ribosomal protein L10. Gene Ontology annotation, biological process: ribosomal large subunit assembly; translation. The record is from RefSeq and is a predicted model, not a curated record. Gene Ontology annotation, molecular function: structural constituent of ribosome. The coding region runs from base 129 to 791 and encodes 220 amino acids. Lineage: Eukaryota; Viridiplantae; Streptophyta; Magnoliopsida; Solanales; Solanaceae. Gene Ontology annotation, cellular component: ribosome; cytosolic large ribosomal subunit. The transcript has 4 exons.
UUUGACGCAUGCCCAUAAGGCGGCCCAAUAAAUUUAACAAUAAUUCCCACAUAAAUAUAACGUUACGCUAGGGUUUUCUCAGUGUCUCGUCUUCUCAAGCCGCCCUAAAAUACCACUGAGAAUUAGCUAUGGGACGAAGACCUGCAAGGUGUUACCGCCAGAUUAAGAACAAGCCUUACCCAAAAUCAAGGUUUUGUCGUGGUGUUCCAGAUCCAAAGAUCAGGAUCUAUGAUGUUGGUAUGAAGAAAAGGGGAGUUGAUGAAUUUCCUUUCUGCGUGCAUUUGGUCAGUUGGGAGAAGGAGAAUGUUUCAAGUGAGGCUCUUGAAGCUGCUCGUAUUGCUUGCAACAAGUACAUGACUAAGUCCGCUGGAAAGGAUGCUUUCCACCUCAGGGUUAGGGUCCAUCCCUUCCACGUAUUGCGUAUUAACAAAAUGUUGUCAUGUGCUGGGGCUGAUAGGCUCCAAACUGGUAUGAGGGGAGCUUUUGGCAAACCACAGGGAGUCUGUGCCCGUGUUGCCAUUGGUCAGGUUCUUCUCUCUGUUCGCUGCAAAGAUGGUAAUGCUACCCACGCUCAAGAGGCUCUUCGUCGUGCUAAGUUUAAGUUCCCUGGCCGACAAAAGAUCAUUGUUAGCAGAAAGUGGGGUUUCACUAAGUUCAGCCGUACCGAUUACCUGAAAUACAAGUCAGAGAAUCGUAUUAUCCCAGACGGUGUCAACGCCAAGCUUCUCGGCUGCCAUGGACGACUUGCUGCACGCGAACCUGGAAGAGCUUUUCUAGAAGCAGCACAUUGAAAUUGUAGAAUUUCUACUUCUGCUGGAUGAAAUUUUGUGUCUUGAUCAUCUGUUUAGUUUUGAACCAUUACUUAGGCUGUUACUGCUCUGAACAUUUAGCUUUUCACAAGAAAAUGAUUGGUUUUUAUUUGCA